Molecule: messenger RNA, 1905 nt
Organism: Papaver somniferum (opium poppy)
Lineage: Eukaryota; Viridiplantae; Streptophyta; Magnoliopsida; Ranunculales; Papaveraceae
Product: DUF724 domain-containing protein 6-like
Exons: 3
Coding region: 137-559 (140 amino acids)
Source: RefSeq, a predicted model, not a curated record
UCUAUCAGUUUCUGUUUCUUUGACCUCUCUGUUCUCUUCUCAUCUACUCCCCAAUAUUCUGUCAUUUAGGGUUCGUUUCUUCUUCACAUAAAACAAACCUGAAAGAAGAAAAUAAUCAAGAAAUCAAGAAAAAAAAAUGGAUUUUAAAAGAGGAGAUAGAGUAGAGAUAUCUUCAAAAGAAGAGGGUUUUGUUGGAUCAUACUAUUCAGCAACAAUCUUAGCGAAACUAGCACCAACAAAUGAGCUGUGGGUGGAGUAUGAAACGCUAUGUCAAGAAGAAGAUGAGAAAAAGCUGUUGAGAGAAAUUGUUGAUGUGAAGAAUGUGAGACCAUUUCCUCCUGAGGUUAAGUUGUCCGAGUAUUCACUUCUGGAUAAAGUUGAUGCUUAUGAUAAUGAUGGAUGGUGGGUUGGGAGGAUUAGUGCUGUUCUUGAUGAUUCAAUGUAUUAUGUUUAUUUUGAAAGUUGUAGAGAUGAAAUUGCUUACCCUGCGGAUAAAUUAAGGAUUCAUCAGGAGUUUGAUAAGGGGAAAUGGUCUGUUACUAAUCACAAAUGGUCUUGAACCCGGUUGCUGAUGGUUAAGGGGGAUUAAGAAGAGAUGAAGGAAGAUAUGCAAUGGAGAGGAGUAGUUGAAAGAGACUUAUGACAUGAAUGUAGAGGACUAGAGGAGUAUUCUGUUGAAUCUUUUCUCUGGUUCUUUGUUGCUGGAACAGCCAUUACAGGUUUACUUACUUAUUUAAGUACAUUCGUUUUCUCUUAUUCUCUCAUGUUAUUUGUUGAACAGUCGUAAAUUUUCAUCCUAGAGAGCAUAGAUUUCAAAGUGAAGCAAAAUGGAGAGCUUCUGUGAAAAUGUGUCUUUAUUUCCUUGUAGUGUAUUUACUAACCUGAUGGUGCAGUGCGCUGUACCUGCUAAAUUGAAUGAUGUGGGUAUGCAUGAGUAAAUUGGUCGCUGGGUAGUUGAGAUUUUAAGUGGAGUAGAUAGAGAGGCAUAAAGAUCAUGGGGAAUUCGGGAUGACUUCAACCAUAUAGAUAUAGCCUCUUUGAUAUGCCUGUUGCAGUCACACUGUGGUUAAUUUGCUUUAUUUUCUCCAUGAAUUCUGAAAGUGCACCUUGGACUGCCUGGUGAGACCUUGCGCUUGGUCUGGCCAUGCAUGCCUUAUCCCCAAACUGCCUGACUCAUCCUGCCGCUGAGUCUAGGGAGGAGGAGUUUCUCACCGUGCCAUGCCUGGCCCUUUUGUUUUAGCCAGUUUUAAGUUUUGUCAAGUAAUUGAUGUCUCACAUGAUUUACAUGUUCACUAAAUUGCUAUGGGCCUUAGAAAUUGCAUCUUUAGCACUCCCGGAAGAAUUAGAAAAAAAGACUCAAUUUUGAUGAAACAAAGCUAGAGAAAAGAUGAAUUAAUAUAAUUGAGAUUUGAUUGUCAAGUUAUUUACAUUAAUACCACUAUACAGGCGUGCUAUCAUAUUGGCACGGGUAGAGAGACCGAGUGGCGAAAGGCAAUAACAGCACUGACCGGGCUAUCUCCCGUGCCGUCCAUCGUGCCAUAUAAAACAACCCCUAACCAACAGUUUGAAACCUUUCACUCCUAAAUUGCACAACUUACGCGUACCCUAGAGUCCUGUUGCCCCCUCAGGAAUAGAGAGUGGGUGGGCUUGUUCUAGAAAGUUCCAUUACUUUUGGAAACCAAUGUUAACCGUGUCGAGAACCUUCCAGAAAAAGACGACUAAACCGAAACGCAACUACACAUCUUGCUUCCAGAACAUUCCAUCCAAGGCGGUUUCCGGUUCUGGGCUGGGAUUACUACCCUUGGCUUACACUAUAAAUAGAGGCUCCUUGAGCCUCUUGGUUCUUUCUAACCAUAUCUUUCUCUCUUUUAAAGGAAUUUUAAAAUUCUUCAGCGAUCUUUGAAU